Molecule: messenger RNA, 1086 nt
Organism: Mycena indigotica
Lineage: Eukaryota; Fungi; Basidiomycota; Agaricomycetes; Agaricales; Mycenaceae
Exons: 3
Coding region: 1-1086 (361 amino acids)
Biological process (GO): protein N-linked glycosylation; cellular response to oxidative stress
Cellular component (GO): endoplasmic reticulum membrane
Source: RefSeq, a predicted model, not a curated record
AUGCUUUCGAGUAGAGUCCAUGCCUCCCUCGCGCUCACCGGCAUAAUUGCGACCGCGCAGUCCCCCGAAUCUCCGCGAAACCGAUCCACCUCUUCAUUCGACCCGCCCCAAUCAUUCUUCCGGCCUGCAGUCACUGCGCACUCUCAUUCGACCCCUUCUUUCACAUAUACCCACCGAAUGGAGCCCGACUCAGAUGCUCACCAUACCACUACGGACGAGGAAGACGAUGUCGAUGUCAUUUACACCAAAGCCGUCCGUCACGCCUCCACUCUUCGUUCACGCAUUUUCGGCCCCGAACGGGUCGACACCAUAUCCACCGACCCAGACUUUCGUGGCGCAGGCGAGACGGAAACAGAGCUCGACGAACCAGACAUAUCUUUUGCUUUGCAGCCCUGCCAUCUUCCGACCUCCCGAAAACGACCCGCACCUGCUCCCUUAGUCCCCCCAGGCACCCUUGAACAGCGCCUUACCCCGCUCCUUUUCGAACUCUCUCGUCUGCUUGCGAUUGUGCCUGCCCUGAUCGGCACCGCGUACAAUAUUUUUAUGUUCUACAACCCCCCAUCGGGUCCCCGCGCACCAGAACGUAUCGACUACCUCGUCUCCGCUCUCUGGUCAAUCCUCACAGGUUACCAAUGCCUCGCACUAACCACGGGCCUGCUUACCCGCUGGCGCGUCUACUACCCGCCCCUCGCAACGCUCAUCCGCCUGCUCGCUUUGCAGGCCAUCUGCUGGCCAGCAACCCACCUGUCACUCACUCUUCUCGACCAUACCCGACGGCCAGCCGCAGUCUGGGCCGCAAUCGGCACGACAACCUGCAUGAGUCGAAGCGUGCAGAUUUGGGUGACCAGCAAUCUUUGGUGGGAUCCCCAACCACGCCCACGCCCGCCCCCGCCGGCCAACAAACCACAGCCGCCCAAACCCACCAAGCCAAAGAGCCACGGAGGCUGGCGUCGGUUUGGCGGACGGUGGGGCGGGAGGAGAUGGGACUGGUACGAAGUCGGGGUCCAUUGCAUGUUCCCCGCUGGCUGCGUGUACUUCGUCAUGGCGUGGGCAGAGCAGUUUCGCCGCGAGUGGUCUGGGUGUUGA